ACAAUGAACGAGACACAGACAGUGAGGCAACAUGGUCCGAAGCCUGCUGGCAGGCCUGUAUUGCAAUACAGUUCAUUCGUUGUACAUUAUGUUUACGCCGAAUGUGAUUGUUCUGACAGGUUAUACGUGAAGGCGGUGUUUGCUGGAUACAAACGUUCGCAGCGCAACCAACACGAGCACACGGCGCUCCUCAAACUGGACGGCGUCUAUAACAAGAAGGAUGCUCAGUGGUACGUUGGCAAAAGAGCCGUAUAUGUGUAUAAGGCACAUAGUUCAAGCAAGAUUCCCGGGAAGACGCCGAGUCGUGCACGCGCCAUUUGGGGAAGGAUAACACGAGUGCACGGCAAUGGUGGCAUGGUGAAAGCGAAAUUUCGACGAAAUCUCCCGCCGAGUGCUAUGGGCAAACGCAUCCGUGUAAUGCUCUAUCCGUCGAAUAUCUGA
Molecule: messenger RNA, 441 nt
Organism: Gongylonema pulchrum
Lineage: Eukaryota; Metazoa; Nematoda; Chromadorea; Rhabditida; Gongylonematidae
Source: the annotation of a GenBank genome assembly